Messenger RNA from Gastrolobium bilobum, 741 nucleotides. Its product is annotated as MADS-box transcription factor 23-like. Bases 1 to 741 code for a protein of 246 amino acids. NCBI's taxonomy places the organism in Eukaryota, Viridiplantae, Streptophyta, Magnoliopsida, Fabales, Fabaceae. The record is from RefSeq and is a predicted model, not a curated record. Gene Ontology annotation, biological process: regulation of transcription by RNA polymerase II. The transcript is spliced from 3 exons. Gene Ontology annotation, molecular function: DNA-binding transcription factor activity, RNA polymerase II-specific; protein dimerization activity; RNA polymerase II cis-regulatory region sequence-specific DNA binding.
AUGGAGGGUAAAAAAACAAAAGGCAAGCAGAAGAGAGAUAUAAAAAAAAUUGAGAAUGGAAAAGAUCUCUUUGUUACUUUCACAAAGAGAAAAUCUGGCCUUCAGAAGAAGGCCACAGAGAUAACAACGCUUUGUGGGGCAAACGUGGAUAUACUCAUGUUUUCUCCGACGGGGAAAUCCUUUUGUUAUGGGGAUCCUUCUUUUGAGUCAAUGACAAGGUCUCGUUCAAAUGAAGAACUCUCUUCUGAACGUGGCAUCUAUCAUAAUCUUGUGGAGGAUCACCAAAAUGUGGACAUAGGUCAACUCAAUCUUAAAAGUGAUGCACUUCAGGACCAAACUUACGUUGCAAAAGCACGGGAGAAAGAACUGAAAGGCAUUUUGAGGUCAAAAAACAUUCGAGACCUUAGUACCGAACAAAACAAUGAAAUGGAGCCAACUUUCGGGGAACUCCAAGAUAAAUUAGAAAAUGAAAUUUCAAUCAUGUAUGGAAGGGAUACUUCUCAUGACCAAAUGAAUGGAGCCAAUCCAUAUCCUACUUAUGCAAGUGGGAGUAACGUAUCUGAAGUUCCCUUCGGUGCCAACUACGAAGCCUAUGGAACAAACCCCUUUCUUAGUGAUCCAAAUGGUGCAAGUGGUUAUGAGAAUGUUGGUGGAAGUGAUCCAUAUUUAUACAAUCCAAGUGAUGAGAAUGGUGGCUUUCCUUUCCCUCCAUUCAAUGGUUCUGGCCACAGUCACUUCUAA